This is a messenger RNA of Lotus japonicus, 739 nucleotides long. Its product is annotated as antifungal protein ginkbilobin-like protein. The transcript has a single exon. The coding region runs from base 50 to 487 and encodes 145 amino acids. NCBI's taxonomy places the organism in Eukaryota, Viridiplantae, Streptophyta, Magnoliopsida, Fabales, Fabaceae. Gene Ontology annotation, cellular component: plasmodesma. The record is from RefSeq and is a predicted model, not a curated record.
UACAUAAGUCAUAAAUUGUUAUCAAAUCAACUCUAGCCACUACAAUAGAAUGAAUUCAGUGAGAGAUAACAGAAAGAUGAACCUCCCUCCAAUACACUUGUCAACUGUGAUUGGUUUGUUGUUUUGCCUGUUGUGGAGUGUUGCUGAUAGUGUUCCCAACACCAACAUCACCAACGUUCUCUGCAACGGUGUCACCUACACCUCAGGGGACCCUUUUGCAAUUAGCUUAAGCUAUGUCCUUAGCGACUUAGAAACACAAACUCCAGCUCAUAAGAAUUAUGACUACCACAACAUUUCACCUUAUCCUAAUGCAUUUGCCUAUGGUCAUGCUUCUUGCAACCUCAAUCUCACGUCCUCUGACUGUAAAACCUGUCUUGGAGCUGCUAUACAGGACAUAUAUGACACAUGUCGGACGCCACGGGUAGGCGCUCGCUCGGUGCUCCGUGAUUGUUCACUCAGGUACGAGCAAUACCCGUUUGACGAUUAGCAUGUUUGGAUUCACGUUCAAAUCUUUCAAAAUCCCUUCUGCUCACACAAAAGCAACUAGAAGUAGUUUGACUUCUUCCAAAAUCAAUUCUCAUUUCAACGUGAGAAUCUACUAUCUAUCCUGCAUUAGAAACAAAAGGUUGGAGCUAUGUAUGCAUUGGUUUUCAAGAUUUCAUCUGAAAGGUUUUUGUUUUGUAACUAAUACUCUCACUUUGUAGUGUGAUUUACCAGUCUAGUUUUGAGUAUCAUCUUC